CAUUUGACGGUGAUUACUAAUUCUGCUAACACUAUAAAUAUGACUCCAAGUUAGAGUUUCCUUAUUUGUUUAUGUUCAUUCAUUCAUUUCUAUGUUUUGGCCGAUCUUGGGUUUUAGUUCAUUUUGAGUAAAACUUUCCAAUUCUUGAGUGUUCCUGUUUUCUCCCAUAAUGGAGAAUCAACAACAGCAGCAGCAGCAACAACAACAGCAGCAACAGCAACAACCGCCACCGCUAAAUCGCCCAUGGUUUCGGUUGGCAUCGCAGGCUCGUAUUGAGCCACCACAAGCUAGAGCUGCUGCACCACCUGCAAGACAAGUAUUUGUUCCGGUACCAAGGCCCUCAAUAGUUAUACCUUCACAGCCUCAACCUCGACCUGCUCCUCCAACUCAAACACAAGGGCCUGCUCCAUCUGCGGCGGUGCCUCCUCCGGCAACAGCUGGAGAACGCACACAAAUGUCUUCCUCCUCAUUGCCACCAUCCCCACAACAGAAACCCGUGGGACCCACUCCUUCGGUUCCAAAUACUCCGUUAAUCAAAACGUUGAAUUCCUCAUCAUUGCCCACAACCCCAUUAAGAAACACACAAGAACCAGCACCUUAUAAUGGUGCUCCUCCGGCAACAAAGGUUAAUUAUUCACCCAGAUUGCCAUCCUCGUCAUUGGCAAGUUCUCCCAUACAAAAAGCACCGGAACCAGCCCCAUCUGCUAAUGCUCCUCCUGCGAAAACAGUAGAGUCCCCACCCAAAGUGGCUUCCUCACCAUUGCCGAGUUUUCAAAUGCAAAGAGCAGUUAGUCGUGUAUCCAGUCCACCUGAAUCUCCCAAGGUCAUCAAGCCUUCUUCAAGGACUCCACCUCAGUCCCCCAAGAUCCUACCUUAUGCACCUCCUCCAUCUUCUCUUUCACUUCCACCCUCCCAGUUAAGAGCUGCACCAGAGCCUGAGAGUAAGAGUUUGGUAGCUGAGCAGAAGAAUAUGCUCGUCCAAGAGCGUAAAGAAAAGUUUGAUGCAAGGAAACAUGAGGAGGAUAAGCCUCACAUUGGCCAGAAUGGGAGAAAAGAAGGUGGAGUGAGCAAUCGUCAUAAGGAAAAGGAGUAUCAGAAGAAAUUGGAUGACCAUAAGGAUUCUGGUAUGAGGGUGAUUACGAUAGCUGGUGAGAACAAAGGAGCUUAUAUGGAGCUAGGUUCUUCCAACAGGAAGCAUGACUACAAGGGGAACCCUCAUACUCUUUCUCAUAAUUCCCGUGCAAAAAAGGAUGGUAAUGAGUCAGGAAGCAGCAGCAGUGAGAGCAGUAAAUCAAGGAAGAAAGACAGGUCAAAGUCAGGACUACCUAUGACCGCUUUCGUGAAUAGUAAUGUUCAAAGUGUUAACAACUCCAUUCUCUUCCAUGCUUCCUGCACUCAUAGUGAUCCUGGCGUUCACUUUUCCUUUUCAAGAAAGCCCAUCCCCGACCAAGGGAUGCACCAUGAAAAUGCCUAAAAUGUGCACAAUAACGUUGGGAGCAGUGCACUAUUAUUGUUCAUUUCUUAAGUGCAAAAUAAGCCUAUUAAAAACCAAAACAUAUUUCUAAUAUAUAUAAUGACUUUGUAUUAGUCCUUUUUCCUGAGGUAUAUGUUAUAAAUUUGAAUGUUCUAUGUCAGUUCUCAACACUUUGAAUAGUAUGAAUAAAAAGAGGAAGUUUUUAUGA
This is a messenger RNA of Papaver somniferum (opium poppy), 1682 nucleotides long. Its product is annotated as vegetative cell wall protein gp1-like. Lineage: Eukaryota; Viridiplantae; Streptophyta; Magnoliopsida; Ranunculales; Papaveraceae. The record is from RefSeq and is a predicted model, not a curated record. Bases 170 to 1474 code for a protein of 434 amino acids. The transcript has a single exon.